CUUCUGUUCAUUGGUCAGUGUGUUGUAAGACGUUCCAAAUCAUAACCGAAUAAUGUAAUACGUCAAUUUUCUAACACAUUUAAAAGGGAUUUAAAAGAAGAUAAGUAUUGUACAGUUCACCGUCUGUCGUCAUCUAUCUAAGUUUCAGCAAUGCCGGCUUUCCGCCAGGUCGGGGAGAAACAGCUCCCAAACCCCAUUCUGUUCAUGGCCUGGUCUCCCAAAAGAGAUCUUAUAGCCCUAGCUAACACAUCAGGAGAGCUUCUCCUGCAUCGCCUUGCAAACUUCCAGCGUGUGUGGAGUUUACCACCUAAUGAAAACACAGGGAAAGAGAUCACAGCGGUGGCCUGGAGACCUGAUGGAAAAAUCCUGGCGUUCAGUGUGGGAGACACAAAGCAGGUGGUGCUGUGUGAUGCAGAGAAGGCAGAAAUCCUACACCUGUUCACUGUGGAAUACCCUGUGUCCUGCAUGCACUGGAUGGAGGUGCAGGAUGACAGCAGCACUUUGUCUUCAUUCAGCGAGUCAGAGGAUGAGUCCAGCCGUUUCCUUCCAAAGUUACCAACCCUUCCUAAAAGCUACAGCACCACAUCAAAGAUAUUUAGUGAAGAGAAAUCAGAUGAAGUCACAAACCUUUUGGGGGACGUGAGACUCAAUAUUCUGGUGGUGGGUGGUUCCUCUGGAUUUGUAGAACUGUAUGCGUAUGGGCUAUAUAAGAUUGCAACGCUGAAUGGGAUUUCAGGGACUUGUCGUAGUCUUGGACUUUCUAGUGAUCUCAAGUCCCUUUCUGUUAUAACAGAGAUGAGAUCUACAGAAGGCCGCCCUGAAAUCCAUUACAUGCAGUUGGACACCGGGCUGCUUUCUUCAUGUCUGCCCGAGUUGACCAAAAUGGCCCGCAAGUUCACACACAUUUCCACACUGCUGCAGUAUCUUCGUCUCUCCCUCACUUGUAUGUGUGAAGCGUGGGAAGAUAUCCUUAUGCAGAUGGACCUCCGUCUCACUAAAUUUGUCCAGGAAAAAAAUACAAGCACUCAGGUACAGGAUGAGUUUCUGGAGCUGCUGCUUUGGGGGCAUGCAAGCCCUGAACUUCAGGCUCUUCUCAUGAAUCAACUCACAGUCAAGGGCUUGAAGAUGUUGGGUCAGUCCAUUGAUUCCUCCUACUCCAGUAUUCAGAAACUUGUUAUUAGUCACCUGCAGAGUGGCUCUGAGGCUUUGCUGUAUCAUCUGAGCGAGGUUAAAGGAAUGGCCCUCUGGAAACAGAAAUUUCAACCUCUCGGUCUGGAUCCUGCCGCCAUUGAGGAUGCCAUUGUAGCAGUGGGUUCUUUUACCUUGAAGGCCAGCGAACUCUUACAAGUUAUUGAUAAAAGUAUGAAGAAUUUCAAAGCCUUUUUCCGAUGGCUGUAUGUUGCAAUGCUCCGAAUGUCAGAAGAUCAUGUUCCUCCUGAACUUAACAAGAUGACCCAGAAAGAUCUGGCUUUUGUGGCUGACUUCCUUUCCGAGCAUUUUAGUGCUAAUAAAGAACUGUUUGAUCGGAAAGGGAAGUAUUUCAACGUUGAGCGAGUUGGACAGUACUUAAAGGAUGAAGAUGAAGAUUUGGUGUCUCCGCCUAACAUUGAGGGCAACCAAUGGGUGACGUUUGUUAAGCAGAGCACUCACCUAAAAGACAGUACACUGCUCUUCCCAACCUACCCGCAGAAGUCACUCCACUUUGUCAAGAAAAUGAUGGAGGCCACUAUUGAUCUAUGCUUACAAAAACCAGCUGAGGUCAUUGGACGUUCAAUAAAACAAGCUGUGUGUUUAAGAUUAUACACCAUUCCUGAGGGAUCAGAAAAUACACCUCGGCUGUUUGAACUUCCUUCACUGUGGAAUGAUAAAACGGCCAGUAUGCAUUAUGUAGUAUUCUGCAUGCCUGAAGUCUCUCCCUCUACAAUCUAUAUUAUGAGGAGAGCAACAGACCCCGGCAGGUCUGUUCCUAAUGGUCUGGUGGCUGUUAACAUUAACACUCCUCUAAAUUCCAGUAUAGUUGAUGAAACACCAGCCCAAAAUCCUGCUGACUCCUUGUACGGUUGUCUUGAUGCCCGUUUCUAUGACGACGAGACUUUGACAGUAGUAUUGCGAAGUCUGGAAGAUGAUGAGAAUAAAAUGCGUGUCCUCGCUCAGCUUCCUUUAAAUUCUGCUUUGAGAUGGGAGGAGGAGUUUAUAUGGGACAUCACACUCAGACUGGAGCAGCAGAUUGAAGGGAUCCCUGUCCAGGCUUUGGCCUGGGGUAACCAUAGCAGAGAGCUGGAGAACAUUAAGGCUCAGUUUGUUGCUGUUAAUGGGAUUCGCAAAGUGGCCUGUGUGCUGAGUGCCAAUCUGAGGCAUGUACGUGUGUUUGAGAUGGAUGCAGAGGAGGAAGAAGAGGAUGAAGAACGUGCUGAUGAGUCACAGGAAAUGAGCUUGGACCAGGACAGACUUGAGGAUACGCUGAAUGAUCAGAGCGACGCAGGGGACGGAGAACAUGGAGGGGUGGGAGGGUCUAUGGAUACUCAGGUGACAGGUCAAAAGUCAGGAGACAUUCUUGAUGAUACUGCUGGAUCAGAGACGCUUUGAAAUCUGACCUUGACAGCUCAGAAUAAUGCCACGAUUGCCAAUUCUUGUUAUCUGCUUUAUAUACUACAAUAAAUAUUUUGAUAAAGGAAUUUAAUGUCAGUUGUAAAUAAAUGAAUUUUGUA
Molecule: messenger RNA, 2708 nt
Organism: Triplophysa dalaica
Lineage: Eukaryota; Metazoa; Chordata; Actinopteri; Cypriniformes; Nemacheilidae
Gene: anapc4
Product: anaphase promoting complex subunit 4
Exons: 29
Coding region: 151-2586 (811 amino acids)
Biological process (GO): protein K11-linked ubiquitination; positive regulation of mitotic metaphase/anaphase transition; anaphase-promoting complex-dependent catabolic process
Cellular component (GO): anaphase-promoting complex; nuclear periphery
Molecular function (GO): protein binding
Source: RefSeq, a predicted model, not a curated record